AUGAUCAAUCACCUUGCCACUUGUCUCAAUGCACCCGAUGAAGUCAGUAAAGAAGCACACCGAAUCAAGAAAUCCAGAGGUACCCCUACCCGAAAGCGUACCGUCACUGUCACCCAAUCCUCGUCAAGGCAUCUUGCUAUCCCUCCACCCAUAUUUCCAGCAUCGGACUUGGCCUCGACAUCCAUGUUACCACCACCGUCCCCCUCCCUUCCAUUUUCUCAUCCGUCGAAUCCAUCAACUCCGAUUCCAUCCAUACCUUCUUCACCAAGCUCAACCCAUGCUAGUCUCGCACCAAGUGAUUCGAUAUCUGUGGCAGGCUCUGCAAGGUCACGGAACAGCCAUCACCGUCAACUGUCACGGUCAGCCAGUGCUCCCACAUUUACAUCGGGUGGCGACAUCACGCUGAUUCAGCCAUGGGACGACAAUCGUAAAGAACGUUAUAAAUAUCUUCUUGGUGCCAUCACUUCCACAGCCGGUGUACCUCUACGAUGGAUCGACAAUUAUUUCGUCAAAGUAUUCUUUAGGGAAUUUAUCCCGAUGGCCCCGCAUGUUAGUCGCCAUAGCCUUGGUCAUAGUAUUUUACUGAAGGUCAAGGAACAACUUCGAGCAAAGGUACAUCAGUGA
Messenger RNA from Marasmius oreades (fairy-ring Marasmius), 624 nucleotides. RefSeq lists its product as uncharacterized. Bases 1 to 624 code for a protein of 207 amino acids. NCBI's taxonomy places the organism in Eukaryota, Fungi, Basidiomycota, Agaricomycetes, Agaricales, Marasmiaceae. The transcript has a single exon. The record is from RefSeq and is a predicted model, not a curated record.